CAGCAGGCUAAACUAGGCUGGGCCAGGGCGUGAGGGCAGUGGGUCGCCUUCACCUGGCACUGGCUGUGAGGGGAUGCUGCUGGCACGCAGCCUCUGCCAAGAGAAGUGUGGGAGACCACAGCCUUAUCUUGGCAUGACCCAUCAGCUGAGCGCUCGCUGUCACCCUUCUGGAGUGCCGGAGGAGGGCCACGGUGUGACUCAAUCCCCCACCCUGGGUCUGCCCCAGUGGGACAUGCUGCUCCCAGUACCUCUCCCUGGGAGUCACCCAGCACUGGUGCUUGUCAACGCCCAGCUGUGGCUUCCCUCCACCCUCCCCACUAGAGCACACAGCUCUGCCCUCCCUGCCCACGUAUUUUUACUCCUGCUCGGAGCAGGCUCACAACGGCAGCAGAGCUGCCAUGGAAGCCAACACUUCCCUCUGGCACAGCUACCUCGGGGUGAUCGUGUCCCGCGAGAGGGAGCGGCUGGAGAAUUUCCAGCGGGCUGAGGACAUCCUGCUGACCCUGUUGGAGGGUGUCCAUGCCAGGGAGCCCCGCUUCCUUGUGGACUAUGCCCGGAACCUGGAAGCCUUAGAGUUUGCUCUCUGUGCCUCUGAGGAUGCUGUCACUGUAGAGAUGCCCCUGCGGAUCGACGGCGAUACCCUGCAGCUGUUGGCAUGCCAGCCCAGAGACACCCCAGGAGGGCACCCUCCAGGGCUGAGCACCUGCUAUCUGGAAGUGCCCUCUCCAGGGACCGAUUUGGAGGACUGGAUCAGUGUCGUGGGUGCAGUGGAGCACGGAGAUGGUGCGAGGUGUCUGGUUCCGGGCAAAGUCCUCCAGCACCUGAAAGAGCUCCUUGUUUCAGCCAUCGUGCACUGCCAACGCUGCUUCCUGCUUCAGCCAGGUGACGUCAGCGCCGAAAAUCUGCGGGAAGAUGCCAUGGAGCUCUCCCUGCUGAUCCGUGGUGGCUGGAAGAACAUUCGCUUUGACAUUGUUCCGGUGGUGAGGAGGCAGCAGGAGCCGUUCCAGCUCCAGGGGAGGCAGAUUGACAGGGGUUUCCCUGAAGGCAGCCUCCAGAGGGCCACAGAAGAGGCCCACUUUGUCCCUGCCUCUCCCCACUGCUGGAGAUCCUCCACUCACCUCCCCAUCCUGAGGCUGCUACACGCAGUGGACACCCUGAAGGGCCCCCGUCUGGACAGCCUUCGCCUGCUCGACCAGCUCCGCGACCAGGACUGGGGAGAGGAGGGUGGGAGAAGCGGUCUCACUUUCAACUACCUGAAGAUGGUGCUGCUGUGGAGCACAGAGCUCUUUCCCUCCCUGGAGGACUGGCAGGACCUGGAGGGCUCUGUCUACAGGCUCUUGGUGAUCCUUCUCCGCUGCCUGGCCACCCGGCACCUGCCCCAUUUUCUGAACCCAGAGGAGAACCUCUUCCAAGGAGCAGCCAUGGACCUUGCCUCCCUCUACCAUAAAGUAGAGAGCUUUGCCCGGGACCCCCGACGCUUCCUCCGUUUCCAUUUUGGCCACCCUGCACGCACUGACAGCUGGCAGGCAGACCCCAACACCCGAGCUCUCCUGCAGCUCCCCAGCGAGGAUGGGUCUUAUUGGGACACAGCCUACUUUGACAUCCUGCUCAACCAGUUUCAGGUGUACCGGAUCCAGGACAGUGCGCGCCGCUCAGCAAUGUCCCAGCUCCUCUCCAAGAUCCGGCAAGAAAUUCCGCAGCAGAGCUGAGUGGAACCCCACUGCCGCCCCAUUGGGGUGUCUCAAAACUCUGGGGGGGU
This is a messenger RNA of Pseudopipra pipra, 1759 nucleotides long. RefSeq names its product mab-21 like 4 (gene MAB21L4). The transcript has 5 exons. Bases 399 to 1709 code for a protein of 436 amino acids. The record is from RefSeq and is a predicted model, not a curated record. NCBI's taxonomy places the organism in Eukaryota, Metazoa, Chordata, Aves, Passeriformes, Pipridae.